UAGAACUAGAAUAAGAAAAUGGCCAGAUGACCAUUUCAUGGGGUAUGAAUCGUUGUCAUGAACAAGUUAAUAAGUAAUGUAAGAAACUGUGGUGGUGCUGUUGUCAUUUUCAGUUGAGCUUUCUCCAUUGUCAUAUUCACAUAUAUGUAUAUUAUGUAUUCCAGUUCCGGCCUUGAGCUACAUAUUCCAUUCACAAAUGACCUGGUCCAUCCCAACCCCGGGCCUCAGUUGAAGUUGAAAAUCAAAGGUGUCUCUGCCUCACUCUCCCUUCCUCCAAGCUUCCCUUGUCUCAAUCCAUCAUUACCAUCUAUUAGUAGUCAAUUCUCUGCUCCUUAUUCUUUUUUUUUCUUCUCCCACCUCAUUCCUAGCUUGCAUUGGAUUCUCCUUCCUCUUUUGUCUUUCUUCGUCCCACCCAGAAGCUCACUUUGCUAAUCUUGGUUGUUUCUCCAUAAGUUAAACCGCACCUCAUCAUCUCUCUAUUCUAGUGUGGCUUCAGCUUCGGUAGUAGCAAGAGAUCCAAAAAUAUUCAACCAUGAGAAUGGGGAAGACUUCACACAGAGGACCCGAGGUGAAAGCAGAAGGUCAACGCAAGAAGUCCCUCUUUGCUUCCAUAGCCAAACCUUCAUCAACAGAGACCAACAGACCUAACAGUAUGGUGAUCAAGAAGGCGCACACUGUAAUCCCAGCAGAGAUUGUGGCGGAAGCCAUUUCCACUCUCCGUGGGCUUGAUCUCCGGUGGUCGGGCCCUAUAACUCCCUCAGAGAUGCAGUACGUUGAGCAGUACGUCCUGGCCAAGUACCCUCAAUACGCCGGCCUCGUUGGGGAGAAGAUCGAUCUCUCCACCCUCUGCAUCAUCGGAGAAGAUCCUGCUGCUGCUGACAAAGAAGAACGCAGAAAAUCCUCGCCCCGGGGAAGUUUCAGGGACGCCACGUCGCCUUCCAAUGGGAGCAGCAGUCACCCUGACCUCGACAGGACCCAACUGGAGCCUUCCAGAUUGCUCGAUAUCCUCACCAUGAAAUCUUCAUUUCCGGGCAGCUUCAUCUCCAUCCCGGAAAUCCAAGCCCAGAACAAGGUGUUGAGGCACUGCGGUUUGCCCGACGAUGAGUACCUUGUUCUCUUCACCCCGAGCUACAAAGACGCCAUGAUGUUGGUCGGAGAGAGCUACCCUUUCUAUAGAGGGAACUUCUACAUGUCGGUUCUCGGGGAGGACAACGAUUGCGUGAGGGAAUUCGCUGCUUACAAGGAAUCCAAGCUGAUAUUGGCGCCAGAGACUUGGCUGGAUUUGAGGAUCAAAGGGUCGCAGCUCAGCCAAUAUUUCAGGAGAAAGUGCAAGCAUAGCACAAAGGGGCUUUUUGCUUACCCGGCGGAUGUGGAAGGGACUCGUUAUUCGAUGCAUUGGAUAUCGGAAGCCCACCGGAAUUCGUGGCAUGUCCUGCUUGAUGCUACCGCUGCUCUUGCCGCCGGAAAGGAUAGAUUGAACCUGGCGCUUCACCGGCCGGAUUUCGUGCUGUGUACUCCGGAUAAUGAUCCGCAGACGCAGUCUUCGACCAUCACUUGCCUUCUUGUGAGGAAGAAAUCAUUCGACACCACAACAGCAACAACUACGGGUUUAUCUUGAGCAUAAUGAGCUGCGAGAAAUGAAGAGCGACGACUAUGUAAUGUGAAUAUAUCUCAACUACCUUUUUUUCCUUUUCAAGCUGGGCUGUUAUUAGACAACGUUGGAGCUUGCGCAUUUGACCCAAGUAUAGCUUUGGAUUAGUGACGAAGAUACGCAUCAAUUUCUGAUCUUCUAAUGGAAUCAAGUUACAGUAAGUAGAAGUCUGACUGCUACAGCUACAACUUAUUCUUGAAUUCUUGCUGGCCAUUGCCACCGCAAAGUCCUGGUAAAGCGUAUUUGAGGUCUAUCAUGACUUAUCAAAGCUCAACUGUGAGCAAAUGGUAGAUACAUAGAGUAUAGAGCACUAUAAUUAAUUGUGCCCCUAAAAGGACUGGUUCAUAUCUUUCUUUCUUUUGGUAAUUUGGUCUCCCACUUGUUUCUUUGCAAAUUUAUUCCGAGUACACAAUGAAGAUUUAACUUUGAC
Molecule: messenger RNA, 2081 nt
Organism: Linum trigynum
Lineage: Eukaryota; Viridiplantae; Streptophyta; Magnoliopsida; Malpighiales; Linaceae
Source: the annotation of a GenBank genome assembly